AUGGUGUUUUACCAUCGUUACAGUAUAGUAAUGGACCUCUUUUUAAUUGAUCUGACUUGGAAACAAUUCAGAAACUUUCAGUCAGACUUGGGAAUAUGCGCGAAACAAUCUGUGAUGAUAAAGUGGCGAGGCGAAGUUAUAAACCGACAAGUACACAUCACCUACAACUCCACUUAUAAUGUUCCGGUGCUUUGGUUCAAUUUUUACCGACGAGAUAAUAACGGUACACAACUGAGGAGAAUUUUAACAACUCAAUUGAAGGAGAUUAUAAACAAUGACGAUGCAUCAAAUAUCGCAGAGUAUAUUUCUCUCAACGAGCAUCCCUUUUUGGGUGUGCUAUUCUAUAACAUUCACCCAUGCAAAACCAAGGACAUUAUGAAUGAGCUCAGCGGCAAAGGCAACUAUAUAGCUAAGUAA
This is a messenger RNA of Angiostrongylus costaricensis, 417 nucleotides long. Lineage: Eukaryota; Metazoa; Nematoda; Chromadorea; Rhabditida; Metastrongylidae. The record is from the annotation of a GenBank genome assembly.